AUUUCGCCCAUCAUGUUCCCUCGUUCUCUCUCUCACAACCAAGUUGUUUAAUAAAUAAUAAUCUCUCUCUGGAUUUGUCCUUUUCUUCUUUUGAGCGAGAAUGGCGAAAGAGCUUCUUCUGCAACUUCGCCUGCUGCUUCUUCUUCCCGAACAACGGUGUCGUUUUGCAUCUCCUCUGCCAAUACUCAACUUCUCAUUCUCCGCUUUGUGACUCCUCUCCCUUCUACAUUCUCGAUCCCUCGGAUCCGUGUUCAACUUCAACUCGCUUCUCGCAACCACCGACUCACUCAACUCAGGGGCGGGAAUUCUCUUACUAAAUUGAUGACAUGGAGCAGUAUGAAAUACUUGAGCAAAUUGGAAAAGGUGCUUUUGGUUCAGCGCUUCUAGUGAGACAUAAGCAUGAAAAGAAAAAAUAUGUGUUGAAGAAGAUUCGCCUUGCUCGUCAAACUGAGCGCUCUCGUAGAUCUGCACACCUGGAGAUGGAGCUUAUCUCUAAAUUAAGAAACCCAUUCAUUGUGGAGUACAAAGAUUCAUGGGUAGAAAAGGGUUGUUAUGUCUGCAUCAUUAUAGGUUAUUGUGAGGGAGGAGAUAUGGCGGAAGCUAUAAAGAAAGCUAAUGGUGUCCUGUUUCCUGAGGAGAAACUUUGUAAGUGGCUCGUUCAACUUCUUAUGGCUCUUGACUACUUGCACAUGAACCACAUUCUUCACCGUGAUGUCAAGUGUUCAAAUAUCUUCCUAACAAAAGAUCAUGACAUACGUCUCGGUGAUUUUGGACUUGCCAAAAUGUUGACUUCGGAUGAUCUUGCUUCCUCUGUUGUGGGAACUCCUAGCUACAUGUGCCCUGAGCUCCUUGCUGAUAUACCUUAUGGUUCUAAAUCAGAUAUUUGGUCCUUGGGAUGUUGUAUAUAUGAAAUGACAGCGCAUAAGCCUGCAUUCAAAGCAUUUGAUAUACAGGCAUUGAUUAACAAGAUUAAUAAGUCCAUAGUGGCUCCACUGCCAACAAAAUAUUCUAGCUCGUUUCGAGGUCUUGUUAAAAGUAUGCUGCGGAAAAAUCCAGAGCUGAGGCCCAGAGCUUCAGAGCUGCUUGGGCACCCACAUCUUCAACCUUAUGUUCUUAAGGUCCAUCUCAAAAUUAACAGCCCCAGACGAAGCACAUUGCCAGUUCACUGGCCAGAAUCCAACUACAUGAAGAAAACUAGAUUUUUGGUGCCAGAAGAUGAUCCUGUUUCCAUCUAUAGGGAUAAGCGACAUUCUUUCACCAAUGAUCGGACUCUAAAUCCUAGUGUAUCUGGAGCUGAUCAAGAUUCUGUAUGUUCUACUCUGGAGAUAGAUUGUACUCCUGACCAUUUGAAUCAAAGGUUAGCAGAACUACGUAUUGGAGAUAGCCAUCAAGUGAAGUCAAUCCAGAAGCCUGUUGUUUCCAGAACUUCUAGCAUUGUUAAGACUCCAAAAUUCGCUUCCUCAAAGGUCUCAGCCACCAACAAGAAAUCAAUGAAAUCCUCAAAGAAUUGUAAGACGCUUCCUCUUUCACAAAAUACCACAAAAUCUGCUAAUACUAAUCGCAGAGCAUCAUUCCCACUGCCAACAAGGGGUGGUAAUCGGCAGCCUCCUUGCAGGUCCGUCAGUUUGCUUAGUCACGUGUCUUCACCAGAUAUCUCAGUCAAUUCUCCACGGAUUGAUAAGAUGGCUGAAUUCCCAUUAACUUCAUAUGAAGAUUCUUUGUUCCCUAUCAAUAAAACAUCAUCCUCUGCACGAGGUUCCUCAGGCUUCCCAUCUCAUAGCAACCAUUCAACUGUGAUAGACAAAUGCACGGUAGAGGUAUAUGGUAGAGCCUCUAACAAGCCUGGUAGUAUGGAUGCGUGGCAGGGAAUCAAGCAGAGCGUGUUAAAGGAGAUUGAUGAGGAUAAAAGUGGUUCCUCAGAUCAAAAUGCAACUGCAGGUGCUUCAAGCCACACCUCUUCUGACUUGCGCCGUCGACAAUUUGACCCGUCAUCAUUCCAACAAAGAGCUGAAGCUUUAGAAGGCUUGCUUGAAUUUAGUGCAAGAUUGCUACAGCAGGCAAGGUAUGAUGAACUUGGGGUUCUGUUGAAACCAUUUGGGCCUGGAAAGGUUUCCCCUAGGGAAACUGCUAUUUGGUUGAGUAAGAGCUUCAAAGAGAACACUUUCAACCCAGAAGAAUCCAUGUAAACUGCUAUUAUGUUUACCGUAGUCAUUUUUAGAGUUCUGUGUUUUUUCUCACACGAGAGAAAUUAGCAAGCUGAUUUUUUUAGCUUAUCAAAUUUUUUCAUUUACCCUUUUCUGUUUCACAUCACUUAAUAAUGAUAACUCAAAUUUUCAAACUGAUCCAUGAAGCAGAUGAUAGACAUUUUCAUGAUCCUAAUCCUUGUUCCUUGCCAGGAAAGGUAGCAAAGGUUGGUGGCUCAAAACCCUUUCUAUUUUUGUAGAUGUUGUCUCGAAUUUCUUUGCAUGAAUCGACUAUACAUCAGUUAAACUGAUGCAAAACAGUGCCAGGUUUUGGCCUUGAGCAGAGAGGCCAAACGUUAUCAGGCAAGUGGUAUACUUUUGCCAAUUAUUUUUCUAAUGGCACUGAAAACCUUUUUUUUGUUUUCUAUUUGUACUGCCAGUUGAGUGCAAAUGCAAAGAUGCUUUUAGUAGAAAGUCAAUGAAUCAUACCUUGAAUACGCAAUGGCCAUAUUAUGGGUACGGACUAGAGAUGCUGCAUUGCCUCGAUGUAGUACAGGUAUUAGAGAACAAGCAGCUAUUUCUUAGAUAAAAAGAUUUUGUUUUUUUAGCACACAGGCAUUCAACACCCUCAUAUUUUAGAUGGAUGAGCAUUGAUUCCGGCGUUAUUCGUUCUUGUUACACUUGUCCAGACGUAUUAGGAAUUAAAAGUUGUAAUGUCUGUUACAAAUUUGUAACUGAUUAGUAAGAACUUUUAAUUCCUAAUAAGACGGACUUUGUUGAAA
This is a messenger RNA of Glycine soja, 2965 nucleotides long. Its product is annotated as serine/threonine-protein kinase Nek2-like. The record is from RefSeq and is a predicted model, not a curated record. Gene Ontology annotation, molecular function: ATP binding; protein kinase activity. The transcript is spliced from 15 exons. Gene Ontology annotation, biological process: protein phosphorylation. Lineage: Eukaryota; Viridiplantae; Streptophyta; Magnoliopsida; Fabales; Fabaceae. The coding region runs from base 327 to 2186 and encodes 619 amino acids.